Messenger RNA from Colletotrichum navitas, 2036 nucleotides. RefSeq names its product RNA polymerase I-associated factor PAF67. Gene Ontology annotation, cellular component: eukaryotic translation initiation factor 3 complex; cytoplasm. Gene Ontology annotation, molecular function: translation initiation factor activity. Bases 327 to 1766 code for a protein of 479 amino acids. Gene Ontology annotation, biological process: translational initiation. The transcript has 3 exons. Lineage: Eukaryota; Fungi; Ascomycota; Sordariomycetes; Glomerellales; Glomerellaceae. The record is from RefSeq and is a predicted model, not a curated record.
ACCACUUGCGCUCACUUUGCGAUACCUCAGCAAACGCGCGCCCCCUCAGAGGAGAAUAGAGGAAAUUUUUCGUCGAGAAACCCACCCCCACCCAAUCCCUCUCCUUCGACCGAACCCCCCCCCCUUCCCGACCGACCGCCCGCCCAUCUGUCCUCAACACCAAAAGUUGACGGCAUCACGACGCUCGCCUAGUCGCACCCCUACCUUUCGGAUCCGAUAAUUUCCUUCCGUAGCGGGAAAUAGAUCCGGCUCGCACACACACACACACUCGCACACACACACACGCACACACAUACAUACACACGCUCCCACACCGACCACCCAUCAUGAGCGGCUACCAGAACGGAGAGCGGCCCGCCCGCGCCAUCGACGACGACAGCGACGUCGAGGAGGAGGCCCUCGUCAACGACUACAAGGAGCAGGUCCAGUACGAGGACAACCUCGGCGAUGACCUCGAGCAGUCCAGCUCCCUCACCAUGGCCCAGCAGACGGACGACAUCCAGUCGCGCCUCGCCGCCGCCGCCCAGCCCCUCGACUUCUCCGCGCCCCUUGAGGUCAAGUUCCAGAGCUACGACUCGUACUGCAGUCUUUUCCACUUCAUCCUGAACAGUGAGGGUCCCGUCGACCUCGAGCCACCCUCGUAUUACUGGGCGUGGGACGUCAUCGACGAGUUCAUCUACCAGUUCAACUCCUUCUCCUCCUACCGCAUGCGCAUCGCCCGCCAGGGCAACAACGAGGAGGAGAUGCAGGUUCUUAAGGAGAACCCCAACACCUGGGGCUGCUACUCGGUCCUCAACGUCCUCUACUCGCUCAUCCAGCGCUCCCAGAUCACCGAGCAGCUGGCCGCCAUGCGCCGCAACGAGGACCCCAUGGCCGUCGCCGGCGAGUACGGCAACAAGAACCUGUACCGCAUGCUGGGCUACUUCUCCAUCAUCGGCUUGUUGCGCGUGCACUGCCUGCUCGGCGACUUCAGCCUCGCUCUCAAGACGCUCGACGACAUUGAGCUCAAUAAGAAGGCCAUGUUCGCGCGCGUCAUGGCCGCCCACUUCACCACGUACUACUACGUCGGCUUCUCCUACAUGAUGAUGCACCGCUACGCCGACGCCAUCAAGAUGUUCAGCCACAUCCUGGUCUACGUCUCCCGUACCAAGAACUUCCAGAAGAACGCCCAGUACGACUCCAUCACGAAGAAGAACGACCAGAUGUACGCCCUCAUCGCCAUCUGCGUCGCCUUCCACCCCACCCGCCUCGACGACACCAUCCACUCGGCUCUGCGCGAGAAGUACGGCGACCAGCUCCUCAAGCUCCAGCGCGGCGGCCCCGAGUCCCUGCCCAUCUUCGAGGAGCUCUUCCGCUCCGCCUGCCCCAAGUUCAUCUCCCCCGUGCCCCCCGACUUUGAGAACCCCGAGUCCAACGUCGACCCCGUCGAGCACCACCUGGCCGUCUUCAUGGAGGAGGUCAAGGUCAACAUGUGGAGCCCCACCGUCAAGUCCUACCUCCGCCUGUACACCACCAUGGACCUCAACAAGCUGGCCGGCUUCCUCGAGGUCAAGCCUGACGAGCUCCGCUCCUGGCUCCUCGUCAACAAGCAGCGCACCAAGCAGCUGCGCUGGACCGACCACCCCAGCCUGCUCGACGGCGACCUCGUCAACAUCAGCGACCUGGACUACGCCAUGCAGGGUGAUCUCAUUCACAUCUCGGAAGCUAAGGUGGGCCGCAAGCUGGUGGACUGGUACCUCCGCAACCUGUCCCGCACGUACGCUUGAGCGAUCGUAGCACACUACGGUCUACGCAACCCAGGAAGGCAAGGCGGGUACGAGCAGCCGGCCGCGCGAAGGAAGAAAGAAGGGAGUACGACGACGAAAGAUUUUAAAAAUCUGGUGAGCGUUUGGCGGGGGGCCCACAUGUGUCCCGCGCGUAUGUAGUUACCAAAGACCUGCCAGCGGAAAGGAGGGGGGGGGAGAACAUACUCUUUUCCCCUCGCGCUUGACGAUACCAAUGGAUGUCGAGGCAGAGAGAGAGAGAGAGGGAGGGAG